Molecule: messenger RNA, 252 nt
Organism: Dibothriocephalus latus
Lineage: Eukaryota; Metazoa; Platyhelminthes; Cestoda; Diphyllobothriidea; Diphyllobothriidae
Source: the annotation of a GenBank genome assembly
AUGCAGGAAAUUCUGCAAGAGGAGAAAGACCUGUCUGAGAUCGCCUCUUUGGCUGAAAGCGACAAAAUCACUCUGGAGGUAGCGCGUCUCAUCAAGGACGAUUUUCUGCAGCAAAACGGCUACUCUGAUUAUGACAGAUUCUGCCCCUUCUACAAGUCCGUCGGCAUGAUGCGCAACAUAAUCAGCUUUUACGAUCAGGCACGACACAUUGUGGAGGCCACAGCACAAGCACCCAACCGUGUCACCUGGGCG